AUGUUACGCCUCCAUGUCAGAUUGAGAAAGGAGGGCCAGGGUGGCCAGGAGGCGGAGACCAUCCUGGUUCCAACGGAGCCAACGAAGAGGGUACACGACUUCAAGGUAGAGAUCGCGCGUCGCGCGCAAAAACUGGCAGCUUUCGAUGGCUGCCGGGUGAUUUGCUUGCGGGAGGGAUCAAGAGCACACGCUCUGAUAGAUGAUGAGGACGUGGUAUCAGAUGUGCUGGAAAACGGAGAUGCAGUUCUCGCCGAGGUAGCGUGUCUGCUGAGCCCUGCAGGUGUGAAGGCAGUGUCUGCCCCAGAAAAAGAGCAUGAGGCUACAGCAGGACCAGCGUUCGACACAGGCGAAACCACCGAUGGAUCUGGGGCAGAGGUAGAGCCAGCAGAGUUCGAAACGGGAGAUGCUGCAAGCAUACGGUACCAGACUCUGGAGAGGCUGGCACAAGGCUUGCCGCCGCAAGUUGUGGAGGUAUCUGCCACGACGAGCACCUGGGAGCUGGCAAAGCAGAUCGCCCACGCUGAGGGCAUCGAGUAUGAGCCAGCUGAGGAGGAAGUCGCGCUUGCAUCCUCCGCUUCAGAAGACCACGGCCGCUGCCUCUGCUCCGAGGUUGGAAGUCGCGUCAAGCUCUGGGGCUACGAUGCAGCCAUGAAAAUUGAUGCUGCGGCCUUUUCACAGCCGAUGCAUCCGCAGCGCUGGGCAGCUGAGCUUGCCAAGGCUGACAUUUGCUCGAUUUGCCUCUCCGGCUUGGGCGACUGUGUCGACAGCUCCGAGCGUGAAGUCCCGGACUUCGUCGUUGGCAACCGCCUUUGCCAACAUUUCUUUCAUGCAGAUUGCCUCUUGAAGUCUUUUGCCGCGGAUGGCAAGGUCCUGCAGUGUCCAUGCUGCCGAGGGGAGUGGCUCUACUUGAAAGAUGCGAAGGGCCAACGCGCAGAAGAAGGCUGCCAAGGCAGCCAGGAGGAUGGUCGAGUCCUUGUUCUGGUACCUGCAGCGAGCGGCUUUCGAGAGGCCGCAGUGGCAGCGGCAGCAAGCAUGACAGUGGACGAGCUGAAGAGAGAGGUGUCCAGAAUUGUGGGAUCUGACUGCCAGAAUUUUGUGGCAUGCAGCCGGGGCGUUGUUCAAGAUGACCAGUCCUUGGUUGUUACAGCACCGCCGGCCGUGUACUCCUUUUGUGAUCGCGGGGCCCAUGCUUGGACCAUCAUGCUUACCUGCCAGUGCAACGACCAGGACCACCACUUACAGUGGAAGCAGAAGAUGCGCAGCACCGACGUCAUAAGCCAAGUCAAGCAAGCCUUACAUCGUGCUUGGCGGAUUCAGCCUUCGAAGAUGCAGAUCCAAAGCAUGGCAGGCCUGCCCUUCCCGGACCAUGCGCGGGUCGGCGACGUGUGCUGCGGUGUGCAGGUCGAAGCCGCCGUGGCCGUGAUCCUGUCCGAUCAGAGUUUCGUGUCACUCGACUUCUUCGUUGCCUCGCAGCGCUUGGCCGCUCCCACGGCGAGGCACCGGUGCAAGGAGCAAGUUCGCACAGAGGAGAUCCUGUACGUGAGUCAGCGCUCGUGCUGUUCGCCCCCAAGAGACCUCGAGCGGGAGGGUGUCGGAUUUGGACAAGAGGAUCGAGUGUCGUUGUUUUCUGCAGACACAGCCUGGCAAGUGGUGUCCUGUCAGCAAACAGAGGCCGGCAUUAGCUGCUUGUUGUCUUGUCUGUAUGUCCUUGCAGCGGAAGACGAAGCUUCCGAAACACUGGUCGCAUCUGCGUGGAAGUACUUGCCCUUUCCGCCCUUCUGCCUGGGGCUGCGGCUUUUGCUGGAAGGGCGCACGCAGCAAAUGCAAGAUCCCGAGAAGGCCGCGGUGGCCCAUGGCAUGUAUCAGCUGCUGACAGCGAUAUGUCCGGAGCAUAGCGAGCGGGAGUCCCUCUUUGAGUAUUCCCGGCUGCUGCUGUCGCAUCUUUUGCAGCCUGAGAGCUCAAGCUCAGCGACUUCGUCGCCGCCUCGUUUCCGGACUGUGGACUUGAUGUGCAGUGUCAGCCACGCAGCUUUGAAGGAGCCAGUCUUUUGCCUUCGAGACGUCCCGGAUACAGGCUUCAAUCGAGAAGCCGCGCUGCAGUGCCUGUCAGAAAGUGCUGCGGAGAAGAUUGUCUUGGAUGAGGAUGGAGAGCCAGACGCCUGGGAGUCAGAAGUGUUGCGUGGUAGGGCUGCUGAGGAGCUAGUGGAAAGCCUUACAUUGUCACGGCUUGUGAGAGCCUAUGCCCCCAUGACUGAGUGCCUGGUGAUGGAAGCUUCUCCACCACCUUCCGUGGCUGUGUCAAGCGACCAAUUCCCAUCCUGGACGAGCUUGCGGAAGCACUGUGGGACAGAAGCUGCGCAGUGCAUGCGGUUGCUCAGCGUUCUGUCGCUGAAAAGUUGUCGCUGCCCGCCCAAGCUUACCAAAACCAAGGAAGGCGUUGUGGUCGUCUUCACAGGGCACGGAAAGUCUGCUGCAGGCAGUGCAGUGAUUUUUGAUCCCUGCUUGGGCUCCGAGGAGCACAUGGACUUGGAUGUGGCUGCCAAGAACCUUUCUGAGAUAGGUACCAGCUUUUAUGCAGAGCUUCAGGAGAAGGAGCUGCUUGAAGGCAUCAUCGUUUGCCUUGAUGUCUCUGAUUCCAUGAGCAAGCACUCGUCUUUCGAGCGGGAUGAUGUCGCAGGAAUGCUUCAGGAGAGCCAGGAUUUGGAGCAAAACCCGAGCGACGACUCUGCAGAGGCCCUGCAGCGCCACUUGAAGCGCUUCGAUCUACAGCCCGGGAUGGCGUACAUCCGCCAAAUUGUCCAAGAACGUACAACCUUGAGAGCGCAGGCCGACUGUGCAGCCAUGGUGUUAGAAGAUCUUCGCAGCCUGGCGCGAGUCACACCAAGAGGCUCCGCGGAUGAUGCCAGGCGAAUGGUCAAGCACACAUCGGAGUUUGCGAAAGUUCUGCUGGAACAUGAUGAAGAUGAUCCGCCGCCUGAGUUUUGCUGUCCCAUCACCAGGAGUUUAAUGAGGAAUGCCGUCUGCGCGCCGGACGGCUUCACUUACGAAAGUGAUGCAAUCUCAGCAUGGUUCGAGAAGUCCCAGUCGUCACCUAUGACCGGGCAAAGGUUAGCCGACACGACUCUCGUUCCCAACCAUGUACUGCGGUCGCAGAUACAAGACUGGUGUGAUUGUCAUCCUGCGCAGAGGCAGCCACCAGCUGUGUCAGAACAGGGAGAAUUGCACGUGGUGUGCUACAUGCCCACGAGCAGCUCAAGGGCCGUAGUUGAGCUGAGUCUGCCAGCGACCGCCACCCCGGCAGUUCUGAAGCAGCAGCUGAGAUCCAUCACAUUUCUGCCGGCCGCUUACCACCUCAUCUACCAUGCCGGCAAUUUGCUGCCGGAGCUCGUGGAGCUCAGAACCGCCGGCAUUCGCGAUGGCUCUCCGCUGGAAGUCUUCACUUCGGCCGAGCUUGCCCACACACGCCAUCGAAACAGCAGGACGAUUCGGGUGCUGCUGGAGUCGAGCUCGUCUUCCACGGCCGUCCAGUUUGAGGUGGGCUCGUGCGAGCUUGUGAUCUCUUUGAAGUGCCGCCUCUGGGCGGGCCUUCCGAAAGCUCAGCAGCGAUCCAGCGGACCAAGUCGCAUGGAUCUCUGGUUCAACUUGCACGAGGCGGGGGACGGCUUCCUCAGGGGCACGCUCCUCUCGGACGAUCAUUGUGUUGGACUUUAUGCAGGCGACGCGCAGGAGAUCAAGCUGGAGUUUGAUCUAAGUCGGCAAGGGAGGGAGAAGAUCCGGGUAGCCAAGGCCUCUGGCCGCUACCUUGAUCGACUCACCGUCGUCAAACAGCUCUUCAACGCCUUCAUUGACAGGUCCUUGGCCUACAACAACCCUUGUGCUAUCGGCUUGAUAUGCUUCGGGAGCUCGGUAGAGGAGCACUGUGAGCUGACUCCAGCCUACGAAAGCUUCCGCGAUAGCAUCUCGGAAGUCAAGCCCGAUGGGGACACCCGACUCUUUGAUGCCCUGCAGAUGGCGGCUGAGAAGCUCGAUUCCUGGAAGGCACAGGAACUUUCGAAACCAGGCCCCGGCCGGAAGGCGAAGCCCCCGAAGCUUCGCCUCGUUGUUCUCUCCGAUGGCUGUGACACGAGCUCCGUGAAGGAGGCGCCGCAGGUCGCCCAGUUCUUACAGAGCAAGGGUGUGGUUGUGGAUGCUGUGAUGAUUGGCAAUGAGACGGAUCCUGACCUUCAUGCGGUAUGCAAAGCAAGCGGAGGCUACGUCUUCCGGCCAGCAAGCCUCCAAGAUGCGGUGCGCUUGAAUGAGUUAGAAACCUUCCUGUUCAGUCUGGAGCGGCCUCCCAGCAAUCAAAGGAGCAUGAACUCCACUGAUUCCCUUGAAGCCUAUGGCCCGGCCUUCUUCCCGCUGGACCCAUGCAGCGAGGACCAAGUUCCACCCCGGAAACAUCCGGCCCAGCUGGAAAGCUGCGUGCACGGCUUGCAGGAUGCCCUGCACCAGACGGCUGAGGGCCCCGCCCUGGCGGGGAGGGAGGCCUGGGCUCGGAGGACCAGGAUCCUCGCAGAAAUGCGGUAUUUGCACCGGGAGCCACACCCGGCCUUUGACGUUUUCCCCAGCUGCGAUGACAUCGGGUUUUGGAAGGUGACGGUCUCCGGCCCAGAUGGGACGCCAUACGCAGGAGGAGUCUGGCUCCUUUACGUUGUUUUUCCAACGGAGUUCCCCGUGGAGCCACCAGAAGUUCGGUUCAUCACGCCUAUCAAGCACUGCAACAUCAAUCAGCAUGGCCGCGUGUGUCAUUCGAUCCUUGGCCGAAACUGGACACGUGAGACGCGGGCGCGGAGCUUGCUGGAGAGCAUCUAUGGUUUGCUUUUGUGUCCGGAUGUGGAUGAUCCGCUGGACAGCACUCUGGCACUGGCUUUCUAUGACGACAGCGGCUUGUACGAGUCAUCCAUUGUGGACCAUGUACAAAGGCACGCUAAGUGCAAGACCCGGGCCGACUGGCUGGCGCUGCUGUCUGCCCCAGAGGAACAGCCGCCACCGGGUCCUUAG
Molecule: messenger RNA, 5040 nt
Organism: Symbiodinium sp. CCMP2592
Lineage: Eukaryota; Dinophyceae; Suessiales; Symbiodiniaceae
Source: the annotation of a GenBank genome assembly